UUUACAUCACAAUCUAUCAAAAAUUGAUCCAAAAAAGUACCGUAAAAAGCUAAAAUUUUGUAAAAAUAGAAAUGGCAAUAUUAAACUGAUGUUGUUGAUCUCCCUCAGUCUCACAUGCCUUUGGAUUUGUGUAUUAACAAAAUCAACUUUGCAAUUGCCGGGAAAUUCCCGUAAUUACAACAAAAAGAGUCGCAUAAACAAAGGCGCAAAGCGAAACGGAACAACAAUAACAACAACAGCAACAGCGAUCCGUACUUAAGGCAGAGCAGCAGCACAAGUGCAAAAGUUUAUGUGAACUUGUUUCCUCAAUACGAAAACUAAACCGAAGCAAAAACAAUGACCGCUUAUUGUUAUUGAUAGCGGUAUGUAACAGUGUGACCGGCGCUGCGGAGAUGCAAUUAACUGAACGGAUCGGCAGAAAUGUACUAAAAUAUUCCUCAAAUAUACCGAAAUGCGGCCUUUCGAUUGGUAUUUUACUAUUGUGGUAUUUUAUUAAUAUGGCGUAUCUGAUAGUGUUGUACAACGAUCUAAUUAGAGUAGUGCUCAGGGAAACCCUAGAAUGAAGACCACUCCCAAGAAAAAAGAGUUGUCCCUCCGCCUGCGGGAGUCGCGGCGCGACGAGCAGAAGCCGGAUAUCAGCCAGCAGCCCCAUCUGGAUGACGACGUAGAGUCGGACCUGCCCAUACGAGGACGUCCCUCGAAGAAGCUGCUUCUCCAACAGCAACAGCAGCGUCGCCAGUACCAGGUGAAGCUGGAGCCGGACAUAAAAACGGUCGCUGCCGCAUCUACAUCUGGUGCCAGCACCUCUGGGGCUCGCAUGAAGGCCCGACGCUCACUUUACAAAAAGUCUAUGAACAACGCUGGCGCCUCGCAAAAGGGUGGAGGCGAAUCCUAUAUAAUGCGGCUGUUCGAGCGCAGCCUGGACCUCUCCACGUACAAGGAUAACACGCCACUUUAUCCGAUUUGCCGAGCCUGGAUGGCAAACCAGCCGCGUAACCCCGCCGUGGCCGCCUAUAACACUGACGGCUCUCUGCAGAUUCCAAAGCGCGAGGACAAUGCUGAGGAGAUCCUUGCAGGACUGCGCAGUGGGAAGAUAAAGGUGCUCACUCAUUUGCCAGCGCCAAGAUCCACAAAACUUCCCAUCAUUCCGCCGCGAUUAGAGUUCGGCAGAGAGGACAAGCGCCUCCAGAACGCCAGCCGUUCCGACCUGCUGGCUGCCAAUAUGGUGCGGUGGAAGAAGGUUCGGUCCCACUGGCUGAAGCAUGACAAGAAGUACCAGCAAGAGCGGUAUGGCAUUAUUGACCAGAUAAUGGCGGAGGUCUGCAAGCACCCCACAGCGUAGGAUCUGAUUGGGUAUGCAAGGAAGAGAAGAUGACACUGUACUGUAAAAGUCUUGAAUAAUUGUGUAAUUAUUUUAUAUGCCUUAAAUAAGUUAAUUGAAAAGUCGA
Messenger RNA from Drosophila serrata, 1448 nucleotides. It is a transcript of the gene mip40, whose product is annotated as Myb-interacting protein 40. The record is from RefSeq and is a predicted model, not a curated record. Gene Ontology annotation, cellular component: transcription repressor complex; Myb complex. Lineage: Eukaryota; Metazoa; Arthropoda; Insecta; Diptera; Drosophilidae. Gene Ontology annotation, biological process: negative regulation of transcription by RNA polymerase II.